Messenger RNA from Coffea arabica (coffee), 1890 nucleotides. RefSeq lists its product as uncharacterized. Gene Ontology annotation, molecular function: RNA-DNA hybrid ribonuclease activity; nucleic acid binding. The record is from RefSeq and is a predicted model, not a curated record. NCBI's taxonomy places the organism in Eukaryota, Viridiplantae, Streptophyta, Magnoliopsida, Gentianales, Rubiaceae.
AUGGCGGAUAACUUUCUUUUAGUUCAAGAGCUGUUGAGUGACAUUAAAAAGCCCAAUCGGGGUGGGAAUGUGAUGCUCAAAUUGGACAUGAUGAAGGCAAAUGACAGGGUAUCUUGGAUUUUCUUGACACAAGUAUUGCGGCGCUUUGGGUUUAGCGAAGUUUGGAUUGAUAUGGUUUGGCGCAUCUCUAAUGUCUGGUUUUCCGUCAUUGUGAAUGGCUUGCCACAAGGAUUCUUUAGGUCCACGCGAGGGUUGCGUCAAGGAGAUCCAAUCUCGCCAACCUUGUUUGUGAUUAGAGCGGAGGUUCUUUCUCGGUCUUUGAAUGCAUUGGCGGGGCAUCGUAGUUUCCGACCAUUCAAAGUCCCGAGUAGUUGCCCUCUGGUGACUCAUUUGGCGUAUGCAGACGACGUAGUGAUUUUAAUGAGUGGCUUCAAGGCUUCUGUCAAGUUAGUCAAAGGGGUAGUCAAUAGAUACUGUGAGAUGUUGGGGCAGAAGUUCAAUUGUCAGAAGAGUUGCCUUUUGGUGCACCCAACUUUGCCCCUGCAACGCCGGAGGCAUCGGAUUCUCUCGACUGAGGGCAAAGUAGUCCUAUUAAGGAGCGUGCUAUCUUCGAUACCAAUCUAUUUGUUGGCGGCGGCGUCGCUGCCAAGGAGAGUUUUUGCCUUGUUGGAAAAGGUGAUGGCAGAUUUUUUGUGGGGCUCGACGGAUCUUGGCCCUAAGUUCCAUUGGAUUAGCUGGGGUGAUCUGUGCCGCUCGAAAGAGGAGGGUGGGAUCGGCGUUCGUAGCAUGGCGAAGGUGUAUGAUGCUUUCUCCAUUAAACUCUGGUGGAACUUUAGGCAGAAACACUAUCUGUGGGUAGAAUUUUUAACAGCUAUAUACAAUAAAGGGUUACAUCUAUGCCUGGAUGAGGGAGUCCCUUCACAGUCUUCUAUGUGGCGGAGAUUAUGUUCGGUAGAGAUUUUUCAUGAGAACAUAGUUUCAGAUUUUGUCACUCAGGCACAAUGGAACUUGGGGCUCCUCAAUCAGGUUUUACAGCCUGGGUUGGUGAGGCAAGUCAUUGAGGUUCCCCCUCCUUCCCCUCGCGGGUCUGAUAGGAUGGUUUGGGCUUUAACGCAGGAUGGGGUGUUUUUCGGUAGCCCCUGCGGCCCAACUAGGUGUCACUGUUGCACUGAACCAGGCGAGGAGGGGAUUAACCAUACCUUUUGCACAGGGAAAGUAGCCAAGGCGGUUUGGAGUAGCUUCGAGGAUCCAGGGGAAGCAAGUAGGGUGUCCACUUUACGGCACAGGGUGAUAUGGUGGUGGUUGCGCCAGGGGCAAAAUGUGUACCUCAAAUUCGUCUAUCGGCUGCUCCCUAUGAUCCCUUAUUGGGAGAUGUGGAAAGCAAGGAAUAGGGGAGUCUUUGAAGGGAGGAGACUGGUGGGUACUGAGGUGAGGAAUCUGGGGAUUAGUGGGGAUGGAGGUGUGGUGCGGGAUUUGGAAGGGCAGCUCAUCUUUAGUUAUUCCUACUUCUUUGGCUCCUUGACGAGUUUACAUGCGGAGCUUAAGGCUAUGGCAUGUGGGGUGCAAUUAUGUGUAGCUCGCAGCUUGCAUGACCUGCAUAUCAAGGUUGAUUCGCUCGUCUUGGUGCAGAUUCUGCAAGGGAAAGAUGCAUGCCCGUGGAGAUUGCAACGGGAGGUGGAUGGUUUGCUCAGAUACAAGCGGUACUUCGGGGAUAUCACGCAUUGCUAUAGAGAAGCGAACAAGCCAACUGAUUAUUUAGCUAACCUAGGAGCAGACACGGAGCAAGAGAUGAUUUUUGGGAGUCAUCGUGCUUUGCCUGGUAUGGUCCGGGGUGAGAUCCAAAUGGAGCGGUUAGAUUUUCCUAAUUUUCGUAAGAGAAGCAUGAGUUGA